GUUCCUUAUAGGAACGCAUAUGGCCAUUCUCCACUGGAUGGCGAGUGGUACAAGAGGAGCGGGCUCUUGGAAGGGAAGGAUAAAGACAAGAGGGGAAGAGAGAGAGAUAGUUUGAGAGGAACAGAGAGAGGGCGGGAGAUACAGCACAGCAGCUGUAAAAAGGAGAGAAAAUCCCGGCCCAGCCUCUGCAAGCAUCAUUUCUUACAUCGGAUUUUAUCUGUUCUCGUCGCAACCAAUUUACGCCAAGAUAUGAGUUUCACCCACUGAAGUUACUUCAUGUUGAACUGACCGUGGUCCAGUGCUGUCCUCAGCCCUCCACUGUGCCGCCUCCUCCCAGUUCAGAGCCCUUCCGUCUAUCCGGUGUAAGCAGCCAUGACUAAGUCCUAUGAGUUUAACUGGCAGAAGCACCUGCCUGGCUUCAUGCAGGAAGGAGCCUCAUUCGACAGGUUUGACGAGGACCCUAAGAUCCUGUCUUUGUUUGAGGCAGCGGGGAAGAAGGAGGAGGAGCUGGAGGGAUGUGUCAUCUGUGUUUGCAGCGGCACCGACCUCGUCAACCUGUCCUUCAUGUACAUGGUGGCUGACAGCCCAGACACUGCUAGGAAGUGGACAGAGGGUUUGAGGUCAGUGAUCCACAACUUCAGAGCCAAUAACGUCUGUCCUAUGACAUGCCUCAAGAAACAUUGGAUGAGGAUGUGCUUUCUGACCAAUGUGAACGGCAAGAUCCCAGUGAGAACCAUCACACGGACGUUUGCAUCUGGGAAAACAGAGAAAGGAAUCUUUCAGGCUCUGAAGGAACUGGGUCUGCCUAGUGGAAAGAGCGAGGAGAUAGAAGACUCAGCCUUCCCCUUUGACAUCUUCUACGCCCUGACUCAGAAGAUCUGCCCUCGUACUGACAUCCAGGAACUCUUCAACAAAAUCAAUGGGGACAAAAGUGAUUUUUUAAACGUAGACCAGUUAGUCAGCUUUCUGAAUGAAAAUCAGCGCGACCCGCGGCUAAACGAGAUCCUGUUCCCCUUCUACGACCCGAAACGAGCUAUGCAGAUCAUCGAGAAGUACGAGAGAGACCCAGACCUCAAGAAGAAAGGCCGUAUGUCCAGCGAUGGUUUCUGCAGGUACCUGAUGUCAGAUGAGAAUGCCCCGGUGUUCCUGGACUGUCUGGAGCUGUACCAGGACAUGGAACAGCCGCUGGCCCACUACUUCAUCGCAUCCUCCCACAACACCUACCUGACCGGGAGACAGUUUGGAGGAAAGUCCUCUGUGGAGAUGUACAGACAGGUUCUGCUCUCCGGCUGCAGGUGUGUAGAACUGGACUGCUGGGAUGGAAAAGGAGAAGACCAGGAGCCUAUCAUCACUCAUGGCAAGGCCAUGUGUACUGACAUCCUCUUUAAGGAUGUGAUCUCAGCCAUCAGAGAAACAGCCUUUGUGACAUCUGAGUAUCCUGUGAUCCUGUCAUUUGAAAACCACUGCAGUAAACCCCAGCAGUACAAGAUGGCUCGGUACUGUGAGGAGAUCUUUGGAGACUACCUACUGAGGCAUCCUCUCGAGGGAUACACUGUUGAAGCGGGUCGUCCCUUGCCUUCUCCCAUCGACCUCAAACGCAAAAUCCUCAUCAAAAACAAACGCUUGAAACCUGAGGUGGAACAGAAGCAGUUAGAGUCCUUUAAGAAGCACAUGGAGGCUGGAGAGACCAACACACCAGCUAUCUUACUGGGAGCAGAGACAGAGGAAGAUGUGGAGAAUGCUCUAGGUGAUGUGAAGGAGGUGAACCCUGACUUGAAGAUCAGUACAUCAGAGGAGCCUAGUGAAGACAACAGCCUCAGCACCAGUGUCAGUGUGAAGAAAGAAGGAGAGGAGAGGGACAACAGCAUCAAAAAGGUUGUGGAGGAGGAUCCAACAGAAAUGUCUGAGGCCACAGAAGCUACAGACACCACAGACAUCUCAGAGGCUUCUGAGGAUAACAACAUCAAGAAGACUGGCGAGACGACGGAUGACGAGGAGGCUCUGAUAGCCUCGUACACAUACGUAGGAGCCACCACCAACAUCCACCCCUACCUCUCUGCCAUGGUCAACUAUGCACAGCCAGUCAAGUUCCAGAGCUUCGACGUCGCAGAAGAGAGGAACAUCCACCACAACAUGUCGUCAUUUAAUGAGUCAGUGGGUUUGGGUUAUCUAAAGACCAACGCCAUCGAGUUUGUCAACUACAACAAGCGUCAGAUGAGUCGGAUCUACCCUAAAGGAGGCAGGGUGGACUCCAGUAAUUACAUGCCUCAGAUCUUCUGGAACGCAGGCUGCCAGAUGGUCUCCCUUAACUACCAGACCCCAGAUCUGGCCAUGCAGUUGAACCAGGGAAAGUAUGAGUACAACGGAUCCUGUGGGUAUCUGUUGAAGCCAGAUUUCAUGCGUCGCUCAGACAGGAUGUUUGACCCCUUCUCAGAGACACCUGUGGACGGGGUUAUUGCUGCUACCUGCAGUGUACAGGUGUUUUCUGGUCAGUUCCUGUCUGAUAAGAAGAUUGGGACCUACGUAGAGGUGGACAUGUAUGGGUUGCCCACGGAUACCAUCCGCAAAGAGUUCCGCACCCGCAUGGUGAUGAACAACGGCCUGAACCCCGCCUACAACGAAGAACCUUUCGUCUUCAGGAAGGUGAUUUUACCAGACCUGGCUGUGCUGCGUGUAGCUGUGUAUGAUGACAAUAAUAAGCUGAUAGGUCAGAGGAUUCUACCGUUGGAGGGUCUACAGGCAGGAUACAGACACAUCUCUUUACGCAACGAAGGGAACAAGCCUCUGUCUUUACCCACCGUCUUCUGUAACAUAGUACUUAAGACCUACGUACCCGAAGGCUUCGGAGCCAUCGUGGACGCCCUGUCAGACCCCAAAAAGUUCCUGUCCAUAGCAGAGAAAAGAGCGGACCAGAUGAGAGCUCUGGGGAUUGAAACGAGCGACAUAGCAGAUGUGCCAAAUGAGAGUUCGAAGAACGACAAGAAAGGGAAGGUAAACGCCAACGUGAAGACCAACCUGACGCCACAGACCAGCUCAGACCCGGCUCAGUCUUCUACUUCUGCCCAGAACAACACCACUGACACCAAGAAGGAUAUAAAUGCACUGGUGCCUCAUGUGAAUAUUGAUGACUUGAAACAGAUGAAGACGUACCUCAAACUGAUUAAAAAGCAGCAGAAAGAGCUGAACUUUUUAAAGAAGAAACACGCAAAGGACCGCACCAUCAUGCAGAAGUGCCACUGCACCCAGGUGGACAAGAUGAUUUCUCAGCACGACAAGGAGAAGCUGACACAGGACAAAGUGCUGGAGAAGGCCAUCAAGAAACGAGGAGAAAACAACUGUCUGGAGUUGAAGAAGGAGACUGAGAGUAAAGUGGAGAAACUGAACACUGACCACAAAGCUAAGGUGAAGGACAUUACAGCCCAGCACACUAAGGAGUGGUCAGAGAUGAUCAACUCCCACAGCAGUGUAGAGCAGGAUAUGAAGGACAUCCACGUGGUCCAGCAGUGUGAACAGCUCAAGAAACUACUGAGUGGAGUCCAGGAACAACAGACUCUUUCGCUCAAAUUGAUUCACGAACGGCAGAGCAAGGAGAUGCGGGCCAACCAGGCCAAGACCUCCAUGGAGAACAGCAAGGCCAUCAGCCAGGACAAGACCAUCAAAAACAAGGCAGAGAGGGAGAGGAGAGUUAGAGAGUUGAACAGCAGCAACACCAAAAAGUUCCUGGAAGAAAGGAAAAGGUUGGCUAUGAAGCACCAGAAGGAGAUGGAGACGCUGGAGAAGUCUCAGAAAGAACAGCUAGAGAAACUGGACAAGUUCAAUGAGCAGGCCAAAGACAUCCAGCAGAUGGUGAAGCUGGAGGAGGAGAUGGACCGCAGACCAGCCACAGUGGUUUAACCACUCCCACCAACUGAGACACACACACAGACACACACACAUAUACACUGCCCAGACCAGCCACAUUAGUUUAACCACUUCCACCAACUGAGACAGACACACACACUCUGCCCAGACCAGCCACAGUGGUCUGAACACCCCCACCAACACCUAAGACACACACAAACACCCACACAGGCACCGAAUGCUCCCUCCAACAACUGUCGCAGAGACCCAGAAAUACUCACACACCCCACUACACACACCCCACUACAGACACCCCACUACACACACCCCACUACAGACACCCCACUACACACACCCCACUACAGAUACCCCACUACAGACACCCCACUACACACACCCCACUACACACACCCCCUAGAUCCCCCGUUUCAUUUCCUCACCCUGCAAUAUUGUCAUAGCUCAUAUCCUCUAUCCCUCUAAAUCUCCCUCAGCAAUGAACCACACCCACACACAGUCAGUCCCCCCCUCCAACUCCCCUGUGCUGUGGAGCCACCGGUGAUUGACAGUAAGAUGAGCGAAUGCUGUUUGAAGGUGGAUGGGACAUCCAAAACAUUGAGAGACACAUCCCACCUUCACCGUUCCAUUUCUCCACCACUCUACUACACCCGGAUCCGCUUUUUAUAAUCCUCCAUCUUUUUAAUCUGUUUUUAAUGGAAGCAAUGUUCGCAGAUAUCAAUAGUCACUGUACACAUACACAAAGACACUGAUACACACACACACAAUCGUUAUCACGUCUGUUCUUUCGGUUGUCAUGACGGCUUAAAUCAUGUUUUCUGUUCAAACUCUUGUAAUACUUUUAUUUUGUAUUUUUAAUGGUACCAGGUAUCAAUAACAGGACCAGAAUAUGGAGGGGGAAAAUACGGAUGUAUUAGUUAUACAUUUUAUGUCAGCACAAAAUAUGUAAAUAAUGCUGUAUGCUACGCAAGAGUUGCAGUAAUGUCCUGAGCACUUUAUAUGUGGUAGGCAUAAUGUGGUAGGCUAUCAUAACCCAAGUGAUAGAUUUCUCUGUUUUGAUGUGAAUGUAAACUGAAAAAGGACAAACCGUCAGAUGAGCGCUGUUCGGAGAAAACUAAGCCCAACGUCAGGUAGUCCUAAACACUGCAGCUUGUCCUUCACGUUUUGUUUCAUCAAGGGAUAUCUACGAAUUUUUCUCAGCUAAAAAAAUAUACAAAAGGCUAAACCAGAGACUGAUUUAGAUUAUUUCACACCGACAGAAGUGUAUAUAGGGAGUGUGGAUGUGUAGACCAGUGUUCUUUCACUGGCCUGUCUUGUAUGACACCGUGUUAGAUUCAGAAAUAACCAGUUAAUGUAUUGUAUGUGUCAAAUGGCAUAAAGAGGACAAUCAUUUUUAUUUAA
Molecule: messenger RNA, 5256 nt
Organism: Oncorhynchus kisutch (coho salmon)
Lineage: Eukaryota; Metazoa; Chordata; Actinopteri; Salmoniformes; Salmonidae
Product: 1-phosphatidylinositol 4,5-bisphosphate phosphodiesterase beta-4
Exons: 37
Coding region: 373-3894 (1173 amino acids)
Biological process (GO): phosphatidylinositol metabolic process; phosphatidylinositol-mediated signaling; release of sequestered calcium ion into cytosol
Molecular function (GO): calcium ion binding; phosphatidylinositol-4,5-bisphosphate phospholipase C activity
Source: RefSeq, a predicted model, not a curated record